Molecule: messenger RNA, 1243 nt
Organism: Capra hircus (goat)
Lineage: Eukaryota; Metazoa; Chordata; Mammalia; Artiodactyla; Bovidae
Product: pregnancy-associated glycoprotein 1-like
Exons: 9
Coding region: 31-1170 (379 amino acids)
Biological process (GO): proteolysis
Molecular function (GO): aspartic-type endopeptidase activity
Source: RefSeq, a predicted model, not a curated record
UCCCUGAGUAUCUGGAGCCAGGAAAGAAGCAUGAGGUGGCUUGUGCUCCUCGGGCUGGUGGCCUUCUCAGAGUGUAUAGUCAAAAUACCUCUAAGGAGAGUGAAGACCAUGAGAAAAAACCCCAGUGGAAAAAAUAUGAUGAACAAUUUCCUGAAGGAGCAUGCUUACAGACUGUCCCAGAUUUCUUUUCGUGGCUUAAAUCUAACUCACCCACUGAGCAACUACAUUGAUAUGCUCUACAUGGGUAACAUCACCAUUGGAACACCCCCUCAGGAAUUCCAGGUUGUCUUUGACACAGGCUCAUCUGACUUGUGGGUGCCCUCCAGCUUUUGCACCAUACUAGCCUGUGCUACACAGGCUAGGUUCAGACAUCUUCAGUCUUCCACCUUCCGGCUUACCAAUAGGACCUUCCGUAUCACCUAUGGAUCUGGGGGCCUGAAAGGAGUUGUUGCUCAUGACACAGUUCGGAUUGGGAACCUUGUAAGUACUGACCAGCCGUUUGGUCUAACCCUGAAGGAAUACGGGUUUGCGCAUAUAACUUUUGAUGGUGUCUUGGGCUUGAACUACCCCAACAUAUCCUAUUCUGGAGCAAUCCCCAUCUUUGACAAGCUGAAGAAUGAAGGUGCCAUUUCGGAGCCUGUUUUCGCCUUCUACUUGAGCAAAGACGAGCAGGAGGGCAGUGUGGUGAUGUUUGGUGGGGUGGACCACCGCUACUACAAGGGAGAGCUCAACUGGAUACCACUGACCAAAGCAGGUGACUGGAUUAUACGCCUGGAUAGCAUCUCCAUUAAAAGAAAGGUUAUUGCUUGUUCUGGUGACUGUGAGGCCGUUGUUGACACCGGGGCAACAUAUAUCGGAGGCCCAAGAACACUGGUCAAUAAAAUACAGAAGCUCAUCGGUGCCAGGCGACGGGGUAACAAGUACACCAUUUCAUGUUCUAAGAUCAAUACCCUGCCCUCUGUUACCUUCACAAUCAACGGCAUCAACUACCCAAUGCCAGGUCCAGCCUACAUCCUCAAGGAUAAUGCAGGCCGCUGCUGUACCACCUUUCAAGAGAACAGAGUAAGACUAUCUACAGAGUCCUGGUUCCUGGGAAACGUCUUCCUGAGGGUGUAUUUCUCGGUCUUUGAUAGAGGAAAUGACAGGAUUGGCCUGGCACCGGCAGUGUAAAUGCUUGGAGUGGUUCAGGAAUCAGUAAGGAUGCUCCUAACACUCACCAACUCACACUUUGGGCACCACUGCC